AUGGCAUCCGCUCCUCGGUAUGAUGAGGGCGCCUGUGCAGAAAGUGACGGGAUAUCUUUGUUUCCGUCAUGUAUACAGCCAAGAUUACUCAACCUCAGCCACGUACGAUCCAUUCUAAUCAGAAACAUCAAGGUCCAAGAAAGACAAAGAGAGUUCCCUAAAACACAUUUCAGAGAUCGAAAUCGGGAAAACUCUAUAGAUAUAGAUUUUAGAGAACGAGAUUGGGAGCAUGUAAGAAUACGAAAGGGAAGAUCCACACACUCUCUUAGGUUGUCAAUUACAAAAAACGAGACAGAAGGGGGGAAUGAUGAGGCUAAAGUGCCUGUAUUUGCGGCUCAACCUGAAGAAGUUAGAAAACAGGUUGAACUUCAAGAGUAUUAUAAUCUGGCGUUCUUUGAAUGCUUUUUCACUGUUAGUUUAUUUUUGAAUGAUAACAAUCCCUAUUUCAUUAGUAGAUUAUUUGAACCGAAUGUUGAUGUGGAAGAAGACCUAAGCUUGCCCUUUAAAUCGGGUCCAGUAACUAUCAGCUUAUAUUUGAGACAAUUGGAAGAUGAUAAAUGGAAAUUGCAUAAUCAGGUACAUCUCAAUUUCACGAUGUUAGUCAAUUUAGGCGAUGAAUAUCCUCUAAUCGAAAGGAAACUCUGUGAUACAGAAAAUUUAUUAGUACUUAGAAUGUCCGAUGGCUGUUAUUACACCAUGCAAAAUAAGCGCCUGAACAACGAAGCAGUCUCAAUAUUACAAAGCACUUUUAGAAAAAAGAUGGAGGAUAGAAGCAUCCAUUUCAACCACUUGCAAAAUUCGUGUACCUUUGACCAAAUAAUGAUUCUGAAUAACUACAGCCGCUGUUUGCAUGACUUGAAAAAUACCACUCGAAUACUAAUACAAAGAAUCAAUGCCGAAUGCAGUAAUGAAGAAACUCGCAAUCGAAUACUGGAAACAAUAGACUAUAAGAAAUCAAGAGUAGAAAAUUACAAAGAGUUAAUCUCUGCGAAGCAAUCUAUAAAUAAUGAUCUUGGCGAAAAAAUCACAGAAUUAAAAAACCUGAGAGAUGUAUUAAAAGCAAAAAUUCAACAGUUGAACCAAAUACGAGAACUUCAGGAAAAGGACUGUGUAGAAAAUGCUGAAAAAUUGCAGCUUCUUGUCCAAAGCAAUGAAAAAUUAAACAGCCAGAUUCAUAAAGGGAAAUCAGAUAUUUGCAAAAUUAUACAAUUUAUUUUCCCCAUAGAGCCAUUCAAGCGGAAAUACAAUUUUUCCUUAUUUGGAAUAUCAAUCCCGCAAGCCUUAACUCCAUCCAGGACCUUAUCACUUGAAUUGAAAAAGGAGGGCAUUAUUCCUGUUUAUUCAACCCCUGAUGCAACCAUUCAAAAGGUAGCACAGUUACCCAAAUCAAAAAUGGAUCCAAUCAAUGCCCUUUUUGGAUAUAUCUCUCUUAUAAUACUGAAGUUAGCAGAUAUCUUACAAGUUCCUAUAAGAUACCCCAUAAAGUACCUUGGAUCGAACUCUUACAUUGUUGAUCCUAUAACUAGUUGGAACUCUAGUUCCGGUAAAAACCAAUCCAAAAUUUAUCCUUUAUUUAUAUGUCAAAACAUAACGCUUGCUGUGAAAUUCACAUAUGCACUGUUAUUGCUGAGCAAAAAUUUGGAGCAAUUAUAUGAAGCUGAAAACAUCACUAAAGUAGAAGAUACAAGUUUACUCACCUCUCUGAAAAUCUGGUUAACAUGUGUGGAAGGCUAUACAGAUGCUCAAAAAUAUGAAAAUGAGCGUGUUAUUGUUGAAGAAGAGCCUGCUGGCCAUGAUAUCUUGAAAAAUUUAUUUUCAGGCGAUCCUAACUAUCACGAAUCAUCUAUCUAUACGACUGAUAGAAAAUCGGGUGGGGCCAGAAGAAUUUCCAAUCUCUCCAAACAAUCCAACGGGUCUGUCAUAACUUUAGCUUCCAAGAGAAGUAGCGCUUCAGGGAUGUCCACCUCAUCGCUAGAAUCGGGGCCUAACUUGGUUGUCAGCAAAUACAAAGAUUUGAAGUCAUCUGAUGAACGAAUCAAACACAUCAAGAGACACCUUUUAAAAGGGAGUGGUAAAAGUGUAUAG
Molecule: messenger RNA, 2085 nt
Organism: Pichia kudriavzevii
Lineage: Eukaryota; Fungi; Ascomycota; Pichiomycetes; Pichiales; Pichiaceae
Exons: 1
Coding region: 1-2085 (694 amino acids)
Biological process (GO): SNARE complex assembly
Cellular component (GO): endosome; lytic vacuole
Molecular function (GO): SNARE binding
Source: RefSeq, a predicted model, not a curated record